AUAACUGAAAGAAAAGGGAAUGGGAUAUGGGAUUAGGAACCCCCAAAUCUGAAUUCUGAAAUCAAUCCCCCCCAAAUCAACAUUGUUGUCUUGACGCCCCAGAAACUCCUCCAAAGUACAGACAGAAUCAAACCCCCAUCUGCUUUCCUCUUUAAUUUUCCCUUCUCCCGCCAAUCCACACGCAUGAAAACUCUGUGAUUUUUUUUUUCAAAUCAAAUUAUCUCAUAAUCUCGACACAGAGAAUAACCGAAACCGUUUUCCCCCCUUUCAGUUCGUUUCACUUGUCGGUUCGGUUCAACUCUGGUCAAUGGCCAUGGCGGUCUCCCAGACCUCUACUUCCAAACCCAUAGUUUCUACCAACAGCGAGGUCAAGAAGAAGGUGGCACGGUGGGCCGGUGACCAGCAACAGCAAGAGCAACUAUCAUAUCCUCAACCUCCCUCUUCUUCACCGUCGAAGCGCACGAAAUCCCCUGGCGUUCGUCUCCUCCACGGUCGACUUUACGAUUCCGAGAACGGGAAGUCUUGUCACCAGUGUCGGCAGAAGACUAUGGACUUCGUGGCCUCUUGCAAGAAUAAAAGAGAGAACAAGCCGUGCACCAUUAAGUUCUGUCACAAAUGCCUCUUGAACAGAUAUGGAGAGAAGGCAGAAGAGAUGGAGGUGUUGGAUGAAUGGAAGUGUCCCAAGUGCAGAGGCAUUUGCAACUGCAGUUUCUGCAUGAAGAAAAGGGGCCACCAACCUACUGGGAUCCUUGUGCACACAGCCAAGGCAACCGGGUUUUCUUCUGUUUCGGAAAUGCUGAAAGUGAAAGGCCCUGAAAACUUGGUCUCUGAGAAGAUCCUUAAAAAUGUGGUUGCCUCUCCAAAGAAGCAGGACGCUGCAAACAAGGAAACUGAUGUAACUUCACCAAAAAAUGUGGGGAAGGAAAAUAAUUUUGUUGGAAAAUUUGAUUUGAACUUGCAACCUACCCCUUUGACAUCAGAUGGUAAUGAAAAGGAAAUAGGGAAAAACAAACGAAAAAAUAUGUCACAGAAUGACAGCAGUGACAAUAUGCAUGAUGAAGUCAGGGAUGAUGUUGCUCCUGCUGAAGAGAAGAUCAGUAAGAAAUCUCGAGUUUCCAAGGAAGUAUCUAUCACUCCAAUCAAGAUAGAAGGAAAAACUGGAAGUGAUAGUGAAGAAAAUCAGUUGCAUGAGAAAAAGAAUUUUCAAGUGCUGAAGUGUUAUCAGGGCCCUCCACAACCUGUUGUGAAGGAAGAGAAGACAGAUAAAAGAGAUGUUUCAUUGCCAGUUUGCAAUAAGACGGAAAUUGCAAAUGUUGGAAUUGCUGAUAAUGUAAGAAUUAAGCCUAAGAUGCUACCUGAAUCUCGAAAACUCAAGAAUAAAGCUAAAAUAUUCCACAAAGAUGAUGCUGAUGCUGAUGCUGAUAUCCCAUUGCCUAAUGGUGUUGAUGUGACAACUGUAGCUGGCAUUGAUCUGCCUCCUGAGGAUGUUGGACAUGCUUUGCAGUUUCUAGAAUUCUGUGCAGCUUUUGAACAGGUUCUUGAUCUGAAGAAAGGGCAGGCUGAGUCUAUUCUUCGAGAACUAAUGCGUGGGCGCAGUGGGCGUGGAGGAAUGUACUCUUCAAUUGUUCGGUUUCACAUCCAAUUGCUCUCUUUGAUACUUAAAGAUGCAGGAGAAGAGUCCCUCUUAAGUCCAACAAGUAGUGGAGAUUCUUGGUUGAAAGCUCUUGCUAAAUGCAUUUCUGAUUCCCAGUGUGCAUUGAAGUGUUUCCCUUCAGAUUGUUUUGACAGAGGUGGUGAUGGAUAUGAUAAGUUAGAUGCCUCGGAAAAGUUGAGAGUAUUGAAUUUUCUAUGCGAUGAAGUUCUUGAAACUGUAGAAGUAAGGAGUUGGAUUGAUGAACAAAAUUCAAAAUUUAUUGAAAGCGAGAAGGAAGCAAAGGAGAAAGUUAUUGCUGCCAAGAAUAAGGAGAAAGGCAUGAAGCAAAAGUUACGGGAUGAGAUAACAAAAGCUAUUCUCUUGAAAAAUGGUGCUCCUAUUUCUAUUUCUGAGCAUGAUGAUAUUGUUGCAAAUAUGAGAAUUGAAGUAGCGAAAGCUCAUUCUGAGACACUGGAAGCAAUGAAGAUGGUAUCCAAUAAGAAACAAAUACCAGAUGCUGUUAGGACACAGCCUAUUUUUUGGAAUGAAAAAGGUCAUGUGCUUUGGAGAUUAAAAGGCUAUUCUGAUGAACCGAACCUUUUACUACAAGAUAUUGGAAACCUGGAUUCUGCUGCACUUAAAGAAAAGUGGCUUGCUUAUGAUGAUGAACAGAUGAAAGUGGUUGAAAAAUAUAUUUCUGUAAGAUGCAAAAGGCUUAGGACAAAGACGAGUUCUAAUGUAUUUCCACCUGGCAGUGGUGAAGCCGAGCCAAAGCAUGAGAUUUUAGAUGAUUCACCAUCUCUUGUAGUUGCAGCAGACAGUGAAGAGGUAUAAAGGACAUGACGAAUGGUGUAUGCUUCUACUGUUACAUUUUUCUAACCAACUUGCCUUGCAAAAAGUUGACCUCCCAAUUUUUUAUAUGUAAAUAUGGAUGUUGGCACACGAUACUAAGCUGUAUAACUGAAGAUCAAAUUGGUGGGUUUUCAGAUCACUUGGUGCUUUGGGCUUCAUUCAGAAUAUUGUCCUAAUUGAAUCAAAUUUUUCAUUUUUUUUGGUGGAAAAACAAAUUCCAAUUCAAAUGCAAAUUAGAUUCUUGUUCCUCUUUCAUGCUGUAAUAACUUUUGUACUUCAAUGCUCAAUUUGUUUGCAGUGCAAACUUCAUUCA
Molecule: messenger RNA, 2798 nt
Organism: Nelumbo nucifera (sacred lotus)
Lineage: Eukaryota; Viridiplantae; Streptophyta; Magnoliopsida; Proteales; Nelumbonaceae
Biological process (GO): regulation of DNA-templated transcription
Cellular component (GO): nucleus
Source: RefSeq, a predicted model, not a curated record